Messenger RNA from Cercocebus atys (sooty mangabey), 5935 nucleotides. RefSeq names its product GTPase activating protein (SH3 domain) binding protein 2 (gene G3BP2). Gene Ontology annotation, molecular function: mRNA binding. The transcript has 12 exons. The record is from RefSeq and is a predicted model, not a curated record. The coding region runs from base 1789 to 3237 and encodes 482 amino acids. Gene Ontology annotation, cellular component: ribonucleoprotein complex; cytosol. Lineage: Eukaryota; Metazoa; Chordata; Mammalia; Primates; Cercopithecidae.
CACUUUUAGCUGGAAGAGUAAAGUUGUCCUUUUCUUCCCCUAUGAUUGUUGUGGGAUAUUAACUUGGAUUAAGAUACUGUGGUUUUAGGUUCAAGGCUCCGUACCUUGUUCUAGUCUUUCAAACGUUAGCGUUGCAGGUACCUGGAUCUAGGAACCAUUAACUGCCGUUAAGAGAGCCCCGGUGUACUAGAGUGGGAGAUGAUGGCAAUUCUUCUCCAGCUCCAUAUUUGGCAGUUAAUAUAGCCUUAGGCAUGUGAACAAAGUUUCUAAGUAAACUUUUGGCCUGUUAGGAUCCAGUGGUCCUUUUGAUAAUCCAAGAUUCCUGGUCUUAGGAGAUACACGGUACGAGGCGUUUGAACCUCUUAGGAUUGAAUUACCGUUUCUUUAGCAGUAGUUACAUUUUUCUUAAAUUUUUAAGAUUACUCAUAUGGGCCUUUAUGUUAUGAUUUAAUCUUUACAAACUAACUCUGAAAAGCAGUCAAGGAAUUGUAGGAAUAAUAAGGACCUAGAAUGAAUUGCUUACUAAGAGCUCAGAUUGAUAUUCAGGGUCGAAAUAUUAGUAAUAGUGAAAAAACAUCAAGAGUGAGCCAGAGUGCUUGUGGGAUGGAUGGGGAUAAAAAUCAAAAGGUAAAGAAGAAACCACGUUAUUUGAUAAUUUCGUGGAUUAACUAACUUAACUGUUCAGUUAGCAGCUAAGCAGUUGAUUUGUCAGCAGGCAACUCCUGGUUUGAAGAAAGUGUUGGCACUGCCUCUUUAGAUUCUGAAAACUUCCCUUCCUUAUCCUGCAAAAUUAUCGCUGUUUAUUACCCAUAAUUAGGAUUUAACAUUUUCCCCCUAGAUUGCUUUGAAGAGACUUUCCACAUAUUUUGAGUGAAUGUGGAGACAGUGAAUGAGUCCUUUUCAAUGUUGAUUUUGAAAGGCAAAAACUAAAGUGUUGCGUCUGGACUUAAAUUCAGUAGGAUUUAAUGGACAAACAUGACUUAGUUACUCUCCACUGGUAGACACUUGUUUAAUAUCCGAUAGAAUAAAUUGGUCCAACUCCCUAGCCUACCUUCAGAAGCAAUAGAAUUAGUUUCUUGACUGUUGUGUUUCCACUUACUUUUAUCUUCUAAUUUCCAAGUAUUUUACCCUAUCUUGAAACCAUAGGUGUAUUGAAAAUGAUUCUUGGGUUUUCUGUUACUGGCCUGCCGUAUUCCUUUGCUUUUCACUCUUCUCAACAGUUUCACGUGAGCUAACAAUUGCUUGUUUAAAAUUAAUUUUUGUAUUGUUGGAAGAGCUGGCUGCUCUUCCAAAGCGGUUGUUCCUAACCAAAAUGUAGUGAAAACAUCACUAGAGUCAGGAGACCUGAUUUCGAGUCCUCUUUUUUUACUGUAACUGGGGGACCCCAAACACCUUUCCUUAGGCUCUCUAAACAUCGUUUUCUGUAAAUAAAGAUAAUGCCCUAUCUAUUUUAAAGACACAAAGGAAAAUAGUAGGUUACUUGUUAAACGUUACAACAUAGUACAAAUACAUGCUUUAUUUUUGUGGACAGCAGGCAUUUCCAUUUCUUAAUGCUUGGUCACUUUUAAUAGCUUCUGAGUUUCAAAACUAGCUUCCCUCAACUUCUGAGGACGACAGAAAACAAAAAAACUCUGGAGCCUGAAUAAGAGAUUUAGUCCAUAACUUACUUUUAUUAUUUAUUUGUAGCACUAUGAUUCUUAGAUCUUUGUGAAGCUUUCGUUCAAUGGUGUGCCACGAAAGAUUGAAGAUCAUUUCUUUAAAAAGCAUUUGACAUUGUGCAGCAAAGAAAUGGUUAUGGAGAAGCCCAGUCCGCUGCUUGUAGGGCGGGAGUUUGUGAGGCAGUAUUAUACUUUGCUGAAUAAAGCUCCAGAAUAUUUACACAGGUUUUAUGGCAGGAAUUCUUCCUAUGUUCAUGGUGGAGUAGAUGCUAGUGGAAAGCCCCAGGAAGCUGUUUAUGGCCAAAAUGAUAUACACCACAAAGUGUUAUCUCUGAACUUCAGUGAAUGUCAUACUAAAAUUCGUCAUGUGGAUGCUCAUGCAACCUUGAGUGAUGGAGUAGUUGUCCAGGUCAUGGGUUUGCUGUCUAACAGUGGACAACCAGAAAGGAAGUUUAUGCAAACCUUUGUUCUGGCUCCUGAAGGAUCUGUUCCAAAUAAAUUUUAUGUUCACAAUGAUAUGUUUCGUUAUGAAGAUGAAGUGUUUGGUGAUUCUGAGCCUGAACUUGAUGAAGAAUCAGAAGAUGAAGUAGAAGAGGAGCAAGAAGAAAGACAACCAUCUCCUGAACCUGUACAAGAAAAUGCUAACAGUGGUUACUAUGAAGCUCACCCUGUGACUAAUGGCAUAGAGGAGCCUUUGGAAGAAUCCUCUCAUGAACCUGAACCUGAGCCAGAAUCUGAAACAAAGACUGAAGAGCUGAAACCACAAGUGGAGGAGAAGAACUUAGAAGAAUUAGAGGAGAAAUCUACUACUCCCCCUCCAGCAGAACCUGUUUCUCUGCCACAAGAACCACCAAAGGCUUUCUCCUGGGCUUCAGUGACCAGUAAAAACCUGCCUCCUAGUGGUACUGUUUCUUCCUCUGGAAUUCCACCCCAUGUUAAAGCACCAGUCUCACAGCCAAGAGUUGAAGCUAAACCAGAAGUUCAGUCUCAGCCACCUCGUGUGCGUGAACAACGACCUAGAGAACGACCUGGUUUUCCUCCUAGAGGACCAAGACCAGGCAGAGGAGAUAUGGAACAGAAUGACUCUGACAACCGUAGAAUAAUUCGCUAUCCAGAUAGUCAUCAACUUUUUGUUGGUAACUUGCCACAUGAUAUUGAUGAAAAUGAACUAAAAGAAUUCUUCAUGAGUUUUGGAAACGUUGUGGAACUUCGCAUCAAUACCAAGGGUGUUGGGGGAAAGCUUCCAAAUUUUGGUUUUGUGGUUUUUGAUGACUCUGAACCAGUUCAGAGAAUCUUAAUUGCAAAACCAAUUAUGUUUCGAGGGGAAGUACGUUUAAAUGUUGAAGAGAAAAAAACAAGAGCUGCAAGAGAGCGAGAAACCAGAGGUGGUGGUGAUGAUCGCAGGGAUAUUAGGCGCAAUGAUCGAGGUCCUGGUGGUCCACGUGGAAUUGUGGGUGGUGGAAUGAUGCGUGAUCGUGAUGGAAGAGGACCUCCUCCAAGGGGUGGCAUGGCACAGAAACUUGGCUCUGGAAGAGGAACCGGGCAAAUGGAAGGCCGCUUCACAGGACAGCGUCGCUGAAGCUCCACUGUUGGCAAAGUCUUGGCAGUGGUACAUUAUUCAUCGUGUUUGCAUUCUUGUUAAUUUUUUUUUGGCUUUGGAAUGUGACACAGCCUUUUUGAUCAUUUCUUUGAUGUGAAAAGCAUCUUUUGGUUAUCAGUUAAAUUGAGGUGGACAUUAUUUCCCCAAUUUCACAACAGGAUUCACAUUGUUAAUUUAUAAAUCUAGACUUGGAGAAUUAAGGACUGAGAAAUGACCAUAUCUUAAACUAUCUACGACAAAGUGAACUUAAAAGGACAUGCCCACUGAAUUCAGGUCCUUUGAGUCAAAAAAAAAUCUUCUGCUGCACAUUUUGUUUAAGUGUUACUGUUUCUGCCUGUUAAUGUUGGGAACACAAAUAGUGCAAUUUGUGCAAUUGGAGAAUCUUGCCUUUUUUCUUGGCUCCCCCCAAAAAUACAAACCAACAGAAACUUGUUAUGCACUCAUCAAAAUGUACUAAUGGGUACUCUGAACUCAUUAACAUUGACAUCUGCAACAGGAGGCAACAGGGAAAAAAAUCUUUCAUCUUCUUUUCCAGUAGAGAAUAGUUUGUGAAAUGAUGAGGGCAUUUUAUCUGCUUGCUGUGACCAGCGUGUGUACACAUAAACCUUAACAAGACUACAAGUAUAUUCCAGAAGGAAGUCAUUUUAGUUAUGAACUAAAUAACAAAAAUUAGAACUUCAAAUGCGAUGGUCUUGACUAUUAGACCAGAUUUAGUAGCUCCAUAUCUAAGAUUUUUCUACCUGCCCCUCUUCAGUACAGGGAUGGCUGGCUGCUCAACACACUCCUCCUCCCCUUUUUUCCUUUCUUUAAGCUGUGUACAGUGAAAAUUGUCUUUACUGUAUUUUUGUUCUCUGGUAAUGUAAUAAGCAUGAUGGUGCCUUCUAUUAAUACAUCAUUCCAGUCUUGCUGGUAAUUUUGUACAGUAUAGUGUAUGAAUUGCUGUGCUGCAAAGCCAAACAGCUGCAAAAUGUUGGAAAAUCAUCGAAAUGUAUAAAAAUUGCAGUAUCUUUAAAAUCAGUAAAAUGGACUAGCAUAUUAUUUAUCUUGUUCUUCAGUUAACAACUUUGUGUUAUCUGUGGGAGGGAGGGAGUCUUGUGUGUUUGUGGGGAGAGGGAAGGAGGAAGUCAGUUAUUUGAGUAAGUCUCUAGUUGACUUUUCUCUUAGCUCGAAUGUGGACCUUGAAACGUAUCACUUCAGGGCUUGGAAAAGUCAGUCAACUUGACGUACAUUUUUAGUGACAUUUUAAAAGCAGUCAGAUUCCAUAAAUGGCAAGUAAGCCUGAAGUGAGGAUACUGCAAUUUUCGGAGAAAAGAACAGCAGCUCUUUAAGUGUUUGCAUUUUCUAUUUGGGGGGCAGGGAACUGUCAUUCAUUUUGCACAAUUCUUGAACUGAUGUCAGCACCCGAGUGGCUCCUGAAUUUAAGUCUGGGACGACAUCUUUUAUUUUUACAUGAAUCUUUAAACAAUUCUGUGAGCAGAGUUUGUAGCUGCUGGAUUAUUGUCUGUCUUUAUAGCAAGUUCCAGUAAACCACAAGUAUGGCAAAGCUUAUCCAAUUUUGUGCUUGGAGCAAUCAGUACAUACCAGUUUCUGAUGUUUCAGGCAGGAGUGGGGUAAAUAAGUGUGACCACUUGAAGCUGCUCGUUAGCAUGGAAGACUUCUCCAUUCUAUCUUUGUAAAACAGACAGGAUAUGCACUUGACAUAGUAGCAAAUUGGUUCUGAAUUAGGCAACUGUUUGCUAUUUAGUAAACUAGCAAAUGAUACCUGUAUUUUGUUUUUCAUGUACUGGGCAAUAUGAGUAAAAUCUGUCCCUUUUUCUCCCUUUGAAAGAGGUCUUCCAUGUUUGAGGGAAAGUCUUGCACUAUUGCAUAUAUUUUGGGGACACAGAUUUUCAUAGUUUCCAUUUUUGGGGGGUUUAAGGAUUUUUUUUUUUUUUUUUUUUCUGUUUGAAACAGUUUUAUACUUUCUGAUGUAUAGUACUUGAAGUUCUUACCAGAAAAUUACUUUGGAGUUUUGAAGCCUUUAUUAAUACUACUUUUAAAGAAGCAGUUGUUUUAUUGUCAUUAUUUUUUUUUUCCCCAAGCAUAUUUUCUUCUAUUUCUGUUUAUAUAUAUAUAUACACACACACACAUAUAUAUACAUGUAUAUAUAUGUACAUAUAUAUAAUUUCCAAUUCAGGAUAUUGCCCUGCCAUCCAUGAAAACUGUUCUGGCACCAAAAGUAAUGACAAAUGUUAAGUGUAAUAAUAGAAAAGUAGAGCAAAGAGCCAUUCAGCUUCAGUCUUUACGUACCAUGAAUAAAACAUUAAAACAUCAUAUGGAGAAGUUUACAUGGUGAUUGUUCACCUGCAGUACUGUGGACUUUCAACAUUUUGUCCUCUUUUCAGUGAAACAGAGUAAAAAUAUUCAUCUACCAUUACUGUUAUUUGCUGAUUUUGUUUUAUUUUUUGAUGGUAAUAUUCUAUCCUUAUGACACUAUUGCAACCAAAUUGGCUUUACCAUCUUGGCUUUAGUAGGUAUAGAAAACAAUGGAUUACCAUCUUUAUUGCUGUAAUGUGUUAAGCAUUAUAUGCUAGUAGAAUCUAGUUUAAUUGUUUCAGGUGGAAAGUAUUCUUUGAGUUUCCAUAUUGAAUGUGUUUGGACUAAACAAACAAUAAACUACUGAUGUCUGCAGCAUUUA